This is a messenger RNA of Paramecium sonneborni, 197 nucleotides long. The record is from the annotation of a GenBank genome assembly. NCBI's taxonomy places the organism in Eukaryota, Ciliophora, Oligohymenophorea, Peniculida, Parameciidae.
AUGGCUUAAAUUUUCAUGAAAGUAAAAUAACCUAAUCCAGUAAUAUAUUAUCAUUAAAUUAGGUGUAACUUGAAGUUAGUGAUUAUAGCUUCAAAUUAAUUUAUGAUAAUUUUGAUGAGCUUUUCUAAUCAAUUUAAGAAAAUAACAAUAAUACCUAUUUUGCUUAGAUAUAAUUACAAUAACCAAUUAUGGAUUGA